Desarmillaria tabescens is the source of this 1217-nucleotide messenger RNA. RefSeq lists its product as uncharacterized. NCBI's taxonomy places the organism in Eukaryota, Fungi, Basidiomycota, Agaricomycetes, Agaricales, Physalacriaceae. The transcript is spliced from 3 exons. The coding region runs from base 21 to 845 and encodes 274 amino acids. The record is from RefSeq and is a predicted model, not a curated record.
AGUCCCUUACCAUCGUUCGCAUGGGUCGCACACGUCAAAAAGCACGGGCUCUCUGCGCCGUCAUUUUUGCCACAUAUCCCGAGCUAUUCGAACAACCCAUCUGGCAAGAGCAUAUGCGAUUCGAAGGAUUCAAUGGUACCAAUAUUCGCCAUAUCGACAAUGAAGACCUUCUGCACAUCAGGGAAUUUUUGGAGCACAUUGAGGGCCUUCCUACUGAAGACGCCAUCGUCGCCGUCAAUUCACUGACAGACGAUAGCCAUUCACAAGGUCGUAAUGCUUAUACGAAGUGGUGGAUGGCCAGCGGCUUCAUCCAGAGACUAAAGGAGUCACUGAAGCGGGGGCUUGCUCGUGCCGACGUCGACAUCAAGGCGAUGUACCGUUUCACAGCCAAGAAAACAAAGUUUGUCACGGUCGGCCAAUUUGCCCUGAAGGAGGCGGAAAUCGCGGAAGCAAUAUUUGGCAGCGCUUAUGAGGAUCAAGAAUCCGGUUCUGCACGGGAAGAGUUCAGAAUGUUGCUACACUUCUUGCUCACAGAAUACCUCAAUGCUCGUCACAAGGAUCAACAGAAGGCCGUAAUGUUGAAGACUGCUGCCAAGAAGAAAGUUGAUGCUGCAUGGAAAGCAUUCAACAAUCCUGAUAGUAGCAUCAAUGCCAAGCAAGCAAAGAAAAUCCUUCUUGCUCUUGAGAAGUAUGAGAGGUCUAUUGGGUGGGAGGCCACGGAUGCAGAGAUACAGGAGUGGGCAGAGCAUGAAAGGAUGAAGGGAUUGUUUGAAAAGGCACUUGUCAAAGCUGAAACAAAUGAGAGGGAGUUGAAAAGGCGCAAGAAGAGCAUGCAAUGUACGUGAAAUUACUUUUUAUUUUAUGUAUGAAUCAUGACAUCAUAACAGUCAUUACUGGCCGAUUGUCUGGGAGCAACCUAGUUAUUACAGCCAGUGAGAAAGACAUUAAUUCGCUUCAAAAGGAGUUUACUAGCCGACUUGAAUCUAUCGAGGACUCGAGACAGAAUGAGGACAGAGAGCAAAUACUUCGAUGACGGUUUCCGAUACCUUGGGUGAGGGCAUGAUGGAGAAGGUAGCAAGCAUGCGGUCGGGGUAUUCCUCUCGCAGCUUUGAGAGCAAUAAACAUCCAAGACCCGAUCCAGUCCCUCCUCCCAGUGAGUAGAUGAGUUGGAACCCUUGUAGGGCAUCGCAAGCCUCCAAUUGUCUCCUAAUUGUCUC